Messenger RNA from Puntigrus tetrazona (Sumatra barb), 5696 nucleotides. It is a transcript of the gene gpr101, whose product is annotated as G protein-coupled receptor 101. The record is from RefSeq and is a predicted model, not a curated record. NCBI's taxonomy places the organism in Eukaryota, Metazoa, Chordata, Actinopteri, Cypriniformes, Cyprinidae. The transcript has 2 exons. Gene Ontology annotation, cellular component: membrane. The coding region runs from base 777 to 2078 and encodes 433 amino acids. Gene Ontology annotation, biological process: G protein-coupled receptor signaling pathway. Gene Ontology annotation, molecular function: G protein-coupled receptor activity.
CCCCGCUCGCUGGUGAUAGUACACCCACUGGAUGUGACCAGCGCGAUCAUUUAUGGUGUUAGGUUUGUGUUUAUGUGCACUCGAGAGCACCGAAGGCGUUACAGUGUUAAUGUAACCGCUGUGACACUGCUGUAUGUGCGCCACCGCAUGUUCACGGGCAGGUUACGGAAACCCACGGCGGUUUAUUAAAGCAAUAUCCCUUCCGACACCAUCGGCGAGCGCUUGACUGAUGCUUCUCCAUCUCUGAAUGAAGCCGAGCAGCGGCGAGAGGACGCGGCUGCCAUUGAUGACAGUGAGAAGACUAAAAUGGGAGAGCACCGCUGGAGCCCUGUCAGCGGAGAGACAGACACAAAGGAGACUGACAACAGACAGCCAUUCGAAAAGAGCCGAACGAACGCUUCGUUUUCAAUGAUCGUUACACGGUAAACGUCUUCCAUUCAUUGGUAAUAUUUGCACCGUAGAGAAACCAGCGCCACUUUUAGCGCGCGGUUAACAAUGGAAUUAUGACAGCGGCGGUUUCCAGCUGUUCAUUGUUCGCAUGAAAGGUAGAUGCGUGCAUAUAAUUUGGCCUGUGCUUGCCAACAGGGACUCGAGAAAAGAACUGACAAGUGUGAACAUUCAUCUAAGAGGGAUCAAGAUGUGCUGAACAUGUCUUCUUGUGUUACAUCCUCUUUCAAGGUGUGAAGAGUGACAAUACAGUUGUCAGACCUCCAGGCUGGUGUUGGCGAUAACCGAGAGGCUCCUAAUGCGUUAUCUCCCACCUUGUCUCUGUCACCAUGCCCACCUUUCCACCUCUGGGCAGUAACUCCAGCACAGUACCCUGGGACCCCGGCGCACCUUCUCUGGUGAACAGCACGGUGAAGAUGGUGCUCAUAUCAGCCAUCGUAUGCACGUCGCUGUUCGGAAAUGUUGUGGUGCUGCUGGUAUUCCAGCGCAAGCCCCAACUUCUCCACGUCGCCAACCGUUUCGUGCUUAACCUGCUCCUGGCAGACCUUCUGCAGACGGUGCUGGUCAUGCCCUUCGCCAUCGCCGCUACCGUGCCUGAGGUCUGGCCCCUUGACUCCCGACUCUGCCAGGCCCUUGUGGUGCUCAUGCACCUGUUUGCAUUCGCUGGCGUCAACACCAUCAUUGUGGUAUCGGUAGAUCGCUAUUUGGCCAUCAUCCACCCGUUGUCCUACCCCACAAGAAUGACGCCUCACCUGGGUACCAACCUGAUCGCUCUUACAUGGCUCCUCAGUGUACUUCAGAGCACUCCGCCGCUUUAUGGAUGGGGAACCAUCGAAUUUGACCGGCGCCACAACGCCUGCACUGUUGUGUGGUCCUCAAGCUACUCGUAUUCAGCCCUAGUGUCUGCGCUGUCAUUCUGGCUGCCUGUUGUGAUCAUGCUUUGCUGUUAUUGGAUGGUAUUCAGGGCGGCGAGGCGGCAGAACGCCCUCGUCCACCCCAUCCAAUCCAACCCCCCUCCAGAUUCCCAAGCAUCCUGUUCUAGCCCCCAAAGACAUCCCCAAUCGGAAGGCCCCUUUUCGGCCUCUUAUCCCAUCAGGACCCGCCAUAGACGCUUUCAUUAUCACUGUAAGGCGGCACGGGUGGUGUUUGUUAUCAUGGCGUCCUAUGUGCUCAGCAUGGGCCCGUACAGCGUACUAAGCACGAUAUCUAUUUACUCUAGUGCAGCGGUGCCGCCCUGGUUGGCCUCCAUGGCGCUCAUUCUCUUCUUCCUGCAGUGCUGCUUACACCCGUACAUCUACGGCUACAUGCACCGCAGCGUACGCAAGGAGUUCCUGGCACUGCUCUGCGGGCCGUUUUGUGGGCAGGGCCGGAUCAGUCAGGGCUCGGCCGUGGACAGUUGCUUCACGGUGACAGAUGGACGUCUGGCACACACGCAUCUCUCCAGCCAAGCUGCCCGAGUGUGUCCCCUCCGAACCUGGGAGGAAGGCACCACAUCUUCUUCUCCUACAGAGAGGAGGUCCAAAGACAGCCGUAAGGAAACCACCUCCAUCAGUUUGAGCUCGGAGAAGGAGCUCAAUGUACAGAGCAACCCCAACAAACAACCUGAGGAAACACCUACAGGCAAAUUCUGAACAUGUUUCUGUCAGUGGUGGGGUAUAUACAUCUCUUAUGGUUUCCAUUUAGGGCACAAUUUGGUACUUCUGAAUCAAAUAUUGUGCCUUUAAACACAAUCUCGCUGAAUAGACUGUAACCACAAUCACAGACAAAAAGGUACAAAAACUGUUACAGGGCAAAUAUCCUUUUAAAAGGUGAUAGCUUAUGUACCUUUUGUUCUGCUAUAUGUAACCAUAUGUGCUCCUAGCUAUGCUAUGGAUUUACUUUAUGGUUAGUAUUUACAAAAAUAACAUUGACAACAACAGAAAAGCCAAGAAAACAAAAAGUUUAUUGGCUGGAUAAUAGACUGUUUAAAUUAUCUUUAAGUCAAGAGUAACAUAAUUUUUAACAUGUUCAACGUAUGUUUUAAAGAAAUUAAUACUUGUAUUCGGCAAGGAUGCAUUUAAUUGAAUUGCAGCAUAAUUGUUUUUAAUAUCGAUAUUAAGAAGUGUUUCUUGAGCAUCAAAUCAGCAUAUGAAUAAGGAUCGUGUGACAUUGAAGACUGAAGAAAUGGCUGCUAAUAUUUCAGCUUUGACAUCACAGAAUUAAAUAGAAUUUUAAAAUAAGUUAAAAUGUGUUUCAAUUGUAAUAUUUCAUAAUAAUAUGGUUGCUGUAUUUAAAUAAAUGCAGCCACGGUGAGCAUAAGAGACUUAAAAAAAUACAUUUUUAUCAACCUAAAAUUUUUGAAUAGUGUUUACUCUUUGAAUGGGAAUGUGGUUGGAAAUAUACCAUCAGUUACAGUAUUUGUCAUGGUUAUAUGGACAGAGUAGAAACAAAGUCUGAAUAAACAUUUAACACACAAGGCUUGACAUCUAAUACCCUUCCUUGUGUGGUUUAAAAUAUCAACUAUUGGAGACAUAGUAUAAAGUGCUCCAUUAAAUACAGAAUAUUGGUUUUCUUUUAGUGUUUUAAUAUAAUACUUAUAAUAUUAUGGAGUAAAAUGUUGGAAAAAUAUUUUUUUCAGCAUAUAUAGUGUAUAAUAUGUCUAACAAGAUGAAUGUUCUUUGUAUACAUCCAUAUCAAAUGUAUUGCUACUUUACAAUUUAAAGACAAAGUAUUACUUACGUUGUUUUAAAAUGAAUUUAGAAUACAUGUGGAGAGAUUUUGGUCUAUUUUUCUAAGCAUACAUAUGAACUUUGUUAUACAGCUGAAUCAUUGUCACUGGAAUCAAAGUUCUCUUACAGAAACUGUAAAUGUAGGAGUCAUUUCAAGCAAAAAGAAGCUAAAUUGAAAAAAAAAAAAAAAAAAAGAAGGUUCUAUUUAUUUAUUGUUCAUGCACCAAUAAUACUUAAGCGAUGAAUCACAUCAGCAUUAGGGUAUGGGUCAAUGUAUUUCUGUUUGUAUUUAAAAGAUGUGUAAUGUGGAGGGGUUUCAGUGUUUUGAAGAGGGUGAGUCACAUGAAAAUGGUCAAGAUCAUUUCUGUUUAUAUUUCACCACAAAAUAAUGAUUAUUUUCGGAAGAUGAAUGUUUUUGCAUUGUUCCCACCAAUCCAAACACUUCUCAUUACCUUAAUGUAAAAAUGGAAGUGUUUGUUGAACUGCCAUUUUAUUUAUUUAUUGAUGGAUUUUUUUUCUUUGUGUGUGUGAAAUGUGACCUGGACAUGCUUUCAUGAGAUUCACCCAAAAGCAGCUAAUGAGCCCAGGAUCUCAGGGUAUUUAUGAUGUACCUCUUGACCGAUGUGAAGAGUCCGCUCUCUUUAAGAGUGCCUCCCUAGAUGAAUUGUACAUCGUCUCUGUGUCAUAUGAGAUGUUCAAUCCCCUCACACUGCCAAACUGACAUGAUGACAUGAUUAAAAAAAAGCAGGCUUCGAAAACUGCUGAAGCACUUUAUGUUAUGGAGUUCAACCACUGCAUCAAGGCAGCAAUGUUAUCCGCUCUUGAGCACUUAGCUUGACCCUGUACAAAACAGGACUGCAAGUGCUUCAAUAUUAAUUUCUGUCUGGGGCGUUUAGAAGUCAGUCGAAUCAAUCAUAAGUCAAACCUGCAAUUUCCUCUGCUACAGUAAGUAUUAUAUUGAAACCAGUGAGUACAGCAAUACAUAUCACAGAUAUUAUCAAAUGUAUACCAGUUUCCAGCAAUGUCUGCAGCACUUACAAAACUGUAGACAUUCACUUUCAAAAAACAAAUUAGCUGAAACAUGUCAUCAUGUUUACUCCAACUGUUACAACCGACUGUUUUUAUAUACAUAUAUAUAUAUAUAAAAGCUUAGAAUUAGACAUUUUUGUAAUGAUGUACUUUGUGAUUUAUUUUUCUUUCGUUAUGACAUUGUGAAGAAUGUUUAUGUAUACCUCAUCAUAAAACUUGAAGCUCAGUACAUUCUGUGGGUUUUAAAUGAAAACGAUUAGGGGAAAAGAUGUGCAAGCAUGUACUUUUUCUAACAUAAUCACAUUUAAAUAAUUUACAAAGUAAAAAAACACUAAAUAUCUCCCACUAUUUAGAUAUUAUUACUUGUAUAAAAGAGUCCUGUAGCAAAAACAAUGUGCUUCUUAACCAUUCAGUUUACUAUUAAUAAAAACAAUUCUUUAGCAAGAUAAAACUACAAAAAAACAAAAAAAAAAAGUAAUUAUAUGAUACUAACAACAAAAUAGAUGACAUUAUAGAGGUUACUGUGGUGUGGUUUUACAUGGCUUAAGGUGCGGUCACAUUAGUGAAAUUUAGGUGAAAUUUUAUUGGCAAAAAAGUUUUCUUAUAUUGUCAAUAACGUGAUGCAUAAUGCAGAGCUCACACAACAAAGCAGCUCGCCUUCAACCUGUAGUAAAAAUUUAAAUGACUUAAAUUGUUAGAGGUGCAAAGACAACUAAAAUGCACAGGCAAAAAACCCCAAAAAAACACUAGUUUCAACGUCACUUCCAUACCAAUUUUCUGUUCUCAACAUGUCAUUUUCGUAUGACCAACUUUACAAUGAAUCUGUGUGGGGAAAAAAAUUUAGUCCUUAAGCGAAAUUCCCAAACAUGUGGAUUCUAAUCAGAAUGACCAAACAUUGAUUAAACUUGAAUCCCAUAAGAAAUCUGCGUGUGAAAUGUUUUCAUGUCUCACUCCAGAUUACGAUCGCUACUUUUAGCCCACAGAAUUUCACUGUAAAUGUGACUGCACCCUAAAACCGUGUCUGAUCUUUCAAAAAUGUACAAAGACUAAAACAUGGACAGAAGUAACUGUAUUAAAUAUUCAAAUUAUGUCUUUACAGAUGAUGAAAUAAAACAUACAAUGUAAAACAUACAUUUGGAUCAGUAUAAAAGUAUAAUAAGUAAAUUUUUAUAGAUAUGGGCUUCUUCUCUCAGCGCAGUAGGUGUAGCUGGAAUGAAGUCAUAGGCAACGCGAGACAAGUAAAGCACUAAAAAAAGGGUCUUUGGAGUUCACACACACACGCGCGCGCACACGCACACACACACGCACGCACGCACACACACACUGUCAGUGAAUUACAGCUGAGCCAAACACACUCUUCUUUAACCUUCAUAUAAAUGUCUAUUCACGUGGAAGUCUGAUCUGUUAAAAGAUGAUGUUGUGUACUCCAAAUGUCCCUUCCUUAGUCCACCUUCAGCACGCUGUAGAUUUUAUUUACGAACCAGAAGCAAGCGAAGAAGCCUAUAGUACCUG